AUGUUAUUAUCUACGUUUGAAACAUUGCCUGAUGAAAUAUUAAUGAUUAUAAUACGAUAUUGUGGUAAUAUUUAUAGAAUAUUUCGAACUUUUUCUGGUUUAAAUCAACGUAUAAAUAAUAUUCUUAUUGAUAAACGUUUACAUUUGCUAACGGAUUUUUUGUUUAUGGACAUUGAUGAUGUAAAUAUUGAUUACUAUUAUCAAUCAAAAGAAUUUUAUGACGUAUCUCAACAGUUAUUAUCUCUAAAAAUAACAGAAAACGAUGAACAACUUCGACAAUGUUUUCAAUCAUUAGUUACUUUUCAUAUCACAUAUAAAUAUCAGCAAUCUAUUGAUUUAUUAGAAUCAAAUAUAAAAUAUUUUCAAUCUGUACGCAUGCAUCUUACGCAUGAUGCAAUUUAUAAUUUAGAUAAUGAAUUACAGAAAAUAUUUUUGGAUUUACAAACAUGUUCAAAACCUAUGAAAAAUUUUAAACAAAUUGAAUUUUUAAUUUUAAUCAAAGGUGCUAAACUUGAAUGUCUUGAUAGUGAAUGUUUAAAAUUUAAUUUUGUUCAGGCCGUCAAUCAUUUAUUACUUGCAAAUAUUACCAAUGUUCAAUUUGUCUCUCAACAAUAUAUGAGUUCUCUCGUACAAAUGUUUAAAGUACUCAUAAUUUCAAAUCCGACACUUUUAUAUAAUCAAAUUAAUAUUAACCAUAGUGAUUAUUUAGUUUAUUACUUUUUAUUUUAUUCUAUAUAUCGAUUAAAAUACUAUAAUAAUCAUACAUCAUCUAGCUCUCUUAAUAUUCAAUAUUAUAGAGCUGCUGUAGAUUUACUGCUUUUUACUUUACAAUGUUUGAAAUAUGUAUCAAUUGAAAAGUUUUGGAGAAAUCAAAAUUUUUUACAUUUAUUACAAAUGAUUUCAUCUAUUCAACUUAAUAUUGAUCAUGAAAUAUUUGUUUAUACAAGUCAAAUUGAAAUAUUAAAAAUUCUACUUAAUGAAAAUAUUUUCGAUGAAACAAUCUAUUGGAAUAUUGAAUAUUGUAAAACAUUUCAACAACCUUUACAAAAUUUAAUUAUAAAUAAUCGUCUCGAUAUAAUUUUAUUCAUUUUUAAUUAUAAUGACAAAAUAAAAAAUUUUUUUCAACAAUCAUGGAAUAGUGAAAUAAUUGUUGAUAUUAUAAUGGAAAAUCAAAAGAGAAAACAAUUAUUUCAUGCAAUUCUAGAUAAUAAAUCAUUGGGACUAUGGUUAGCAACAAGUACAGAUCUAGUAUUUGUUCUAUUACAAAGAAAACAAUAUGCAUUUUUAAAGAAAUUAUUCCAUCAAUCACCAUUACUUAUUCAUCGCUUAGAUGAAGAUGGCAAUGAUCCAUUACUUUACGCUUGUCUUAAAGCACGUGGAUGUCGACAUCGUAUAGUGGAGUAUUUAAUCGAAAUGGGAUGUGAUGUACAAAGAAAAAAUUUGCAAGAUGAAACUUUUAGUGAUGCAUUACAGUUGAAAGGAAAUAGAAAUUUACUAGAGAAAUUAAUUGAACAUGAAAUUAUUCAGAUUGAUCACAAAUCUAAUAAGAUAAAAGUUUAUUUAGUUAAACAAUCACAAUGA
This is a messenger RNA of Rotaria sp. Silwood1, 1581 nucleotides long. The record is from the annotation of a GenBank genome assembly. Lineage: Eukaryota; Metazoa; Rotifera; Eurotatoria; Philodinida; Philodinidae.